Messenger RNA from Lindgomyces ingoldianus, 2076 nucleotides. RefSeq lists its product as uncharacterized. The record is from RefSeq and is a predicted model, not a curated record. Lineage: Eukaryota; Fungi; Ascomycota; Dothideomycetes; Pleosporales; Lindgomycetaceae. Gene Ontology annotation, biological process: protein phosphorylation. Gene Ontology annotation, molecular function: protein kinase activity; ATP binding. The transcript has a single exon. The coding region runs from base 30 to 1757 and encodes 575 amino acids.
CCGCUUCUAGUAUAGAAUAUUCUUUCGAAAUGGCCGAGUUGGCGCUCGCUGUGGCGCCUAUUGCGUACAAAGCAUUGGUGGGAGCGUGGGGGGCAUUGGAUGAUGCCCUGAGCUUCUCCGAAGACACCGAAGACUUGCUGCUCCGACUCGAAAUCCUACGGGCUCACCUGAGCAUCUGGGCAUCAUCAUCCAAGCUCAGCAAUGGAACGUUGCUGCCUAGCCUGCUUCCCUUUGACGAACCUAUCGCAAAGACCCUGAAUCGUAUCCGCAAACUCGUUUCCGACGCUGAUCAAGUUGGAAAAGAAUACGGUCUUGUCUGGGAGGAGCGCGGAGAGUCGAAGCAGGGAGGAGCGAUCAUUCGCAUGUGCCGAAGCUUACAGGCAGCAUUAGCAAAUUCUAAAACAAAGUCGAAACUUGGAGAGCUUCUAGAGCAUGAGGUAUCAAGACAGGAGACCCUGGAGAGGAAUGAGACCACCGUGUCCAAGCGCUUGUCCUGGGCUAUCCGCGACAAGAAAAAAUUUAAGCGCUUUGUCGGAAUUCUCGAAACCCAUGUGGAUGGCCUUCACAAGCUCCUCUUAGAAUCAGAACGGAAAGAAGUUCAACGGGAAGAAACCCGCUUUGGACUUCAAGUCAUUCAAGGAUUAUCAGAUAUGGAGUCGCUCUCGCAUCUACAGAAUGCUCCAGGCUGGUACCAAGGAUCAUCAGAGAUCGACGUCAGUUGCCUUGCGCAGUGGAAGGCCAUAACCCUCAACAGUGCCUCUACAGACGGACUUGGUUUGCUCCGGGGCGAUGGGCUGAAUUUGGCAAGUCUCAGCCCUUCAGACCGCAUGAAAGUCCGCUUUAUCAAGAGAGGACAAGUAGAUUAUGAUUCUUGCUAUCUCUUUGAGAAAAAAGAAUAUGAUAUGAACAUCACCGACAUUGACAAGGACCUCUUAAAAGAGCGAAUUCGAAAGCUGAUAUCUCUCCUUAGCGGUACUCGGGCUCAGGUCCACCUACAUACUCUACAGGCUGUCGACUAUAUGGAUGAUCCAGGAUUCCACUGCUGGUGGAUAAUUUUUCGCUUCCCGCUCCUCAUAAUUGGCACAUUUCCCAGCGAUAGUGAACCACUCUCUCUAAGGAAACUCUACACUUCGCCAUGGAAGCCUCCGCUGGAGCAAAGAUAUGCAUUGGCGAAGCGACUAGCAGGCACCUUUGAAAAGUUGUAUGGCAGCAAUUGGAUGCACAAAAGCAUCAACAGUAACAACAUUAUUUUCCCUCAGCUCUCCAAUCCAGAAUUCAUCCGAAGUUUUCGAUCACUCAAUUCAGCUCUGAUCCAGGGGUUUGGAUACUCGCGCCAGCAUACAGAGACUCAGACCAUUGAUCGAGGAAAAGUGCUGGGAGAUCUCGAGUCGGCCAUAUACCGCCAUCCAAACUACCAAGGCGAGGCUGCUAGCGGCUACAAGAUCCACUACGAUAUAUAUUCCCUAGGACUUGUUUUCUUAGAGCUUGGUAUUUGGGCCCCUCUUAUGGACUUCCUAGCCGCUAUACCUAGAGUGAAGCCUCCCGUGGAUUUAUCACCCACUAUGGUACAUUUUCACCAUCUCGAGGCAGAGGAACUUCAGAGAAGAGUAGACAUUCGGGUAGAGCAUGACCUACCAUAUCGCGUAGGAACAAAGUAUACGGAGGUUGUUAGAUGGUGUCUGAAUUUAAAAGGACCCGUUACGCCGAUUGAAUUCUACAACGCAGUUUCCAUUCCACUAGGUGAGCUUUGCAGUUAGAAAGUGGGAUCCAAAAUGUUUCUGCACUCUUUUCCUAUUCUUCUUUGUUUGAGCAGAAAGCAGAUUUUAUACACAUAACUUGGUUUAGCAACUUCCAAGGUAUGUAAAUAGUGAGUUACUCUAAAGGGAAGUAGCUAAAUGAGUUUAUAGCACAUGUUUAUUACCUCUUAGAAAUUAUUCAGCAUGCCCCCGUUUUUUUUAUAGAUCUCUUUGGAUCAAAGAUCUUGUACACGAUCAAGAAUAAUCUCUAGGAAUAUAUGCCUUAAGGGAGUACGGGCAAGUGCGUGGGUAAAGCAACACCGCAUUUGUAUACCCCUUG